Molecule: messenger RNA, 888 nt
Organism: Papaver somniferum (opium poppy)
Lineage: Eukaryota; Viridiplantae; Streptophyta; Magnoliopsida; Ranunculales; Papaveraceae
Product: protein MAIN-LIKE 1-like
Exons: 2
Coding region: 1-888 (295 amino acids)
Source: RefSeq, a predicted model, not a curated record
AUGCCUUCCGCUCACUUGAAGGUUAAACUGAGACCAGUUGAGGCUAAAAAAGGAACACCGAAAGAUGGUGGAAAUGUUCUUUUUGGAUACAAAGACUACUGGGCAUGUGAAAUCCAAAAUACCAUUGAUCACAAGCAUGCCAUCCGUCUCUUGAGGCGCCAAACUUCAUGUUCAAUGAAUAAAACUUGGUCACUUGACGAGGAAUGUGAGGAGGUGCAAGUGAUUGUCAAGAAAUCCAGGUUGUGGCCUGCGGUGGAGAGUUCGAAUAUCGCGUACGACAGAGUUACCGUAUCUGCAUUUGGUGAGAGGUUCUACGGAGAGACAUAUACUAUGUUAUUCCCAUUCGGUGAGAUAGCGAUAACUCCCGAUGAUUCUCAUCAAAUUCUAGGUCUCGAGGUUGCGGUAAAAGCAGUCGGUGACGGGUUCGAUAGUAAAAUUUCUUGGGAGAAGAUAUUUGGUUUGACCAGAGAUUUGUUUGGUUGGAAUCAGGUUCAGACGGAGUCUGUACUUGAGGUGAAGGAUGGUCAUCUAGCUAAGAAGUUUAAUCUGAGGAAGUUGAAGGCUGCAUUAUUUGGGACCAAGAAAAUCUUUGAUGAGGAAGGAAGGGUGGACUUGGUGCGAAUCAAUGCUACCGCAACAGGUUAUUUUCUAUACGUCCUAGGCAAAUGUAUCUUCCCUGAAAGUUCCGGAAGCUCGGUCGACGCCAGGUAUGUUCAACUAUUGUAUCCCUUAAACGAGAUGCAUGAGUAUUCUUGGGGUACUGUCGUGGUCACCUUCUUGAACAAUGAGUUGACAAAGGCUUCAAGGGCACUCACUGCACAAGUCAACGGAAAUAUAUGUCUCUUCCAGGUAAUUUUAUCGUGUAAAUCAUUUAUAUUCGGAAAAUGA